Messenger RNA from Prorocentrum cordatum, 288 nucleotides. The record is from the annotation of a GenBank genome assembly. NCBI's taxonomy places the organism in Eukaryota, Dinophyceae, Prorocentrales, Prorocentraceae.
GCGAUCCGCACCUACUUCUCCGUGUUCGGCGAGCUCGAGGAGGUCAGCCUGAAGAAGCACGAGACCACCGGGAAGACAACGGGCUCGGUGAAGUUCGCCAGCCCAACCGCGGAGCUCCGAGAGCAGAUGCUGAAGGAAGCCCACGUCAUCAAUGGGUACACCGCCCAAGUCCAGACAUGGAAGAUGCAGAAGAUGCAAAAGCCAGGGUACGCCAAGCAGCGGGAGGCGGAAACAGCCAAGUACUUCGCGAAGAUUGGCAAGCCGCAAGGGCUUAUCACGUGGAGUUAG